Salpingoeca rosetta is the source of this 3162-nucleotide messenger RNA. RefSeq lists its product as uncharacterized. Bases 1 to 3162 code for a protein of 1053 amino acids. Gene Ontology annotation, molecular function: transcription coactivator activity. Lineage: Eukaryota; Choanoflagellata; Craspedida; Salpingoecidae. The record is from RefSeq and is a predicted model, not a curated record. The transcript is spliced from 5 exons.
AUGUGGCAGCGGCUGCGUGGGAAGAAGGGCAACCGGGAGCUGUUACCGCUGCUUGAUGAUGCGUUGGAGGGGCAGCGAGGAACACACAGCACAGGCAUCUCGUUCACGUUUGACGACGACGAUGGCGAUGGCGAUGGUGACGGGCACAACAACGACGGCAGUCCUGUCGUUGCACACCACCAAAACGCACACCACCAAAACGCACACAACACAAACCCGGAACAACCGCAACCACAACAACCACCACAAGAACCACCACAAGAACCACCACAACAGCAGCAAGAGUCGCAGGAAGGCGUAGCAGGGGCACAGAUUUCAGCGCAGCAAAGAGGCGGCUUGUCGCCCGCCGCGCUUGCGACCACAUCACAGGCGCAAUCAACAGCACAGCACAAGUCAACAUCCCAGCAACCGCAGUUCGACGAAACCACGUCCUUGCUGACGAGCACCCCGGCUCGCCACCCGCAUGUGAGCAGGACCGUGUUUUAUCCAGCAGGGCCUGUUGACAGCGGCAGCGAGGCGUUCCAUCACCGACAUGCGCCUCCACGUGCGACCAUGCAACAUGAUGUGGUGGUGGUGCAGGACAACAGCGGCAGCAGCCCCAGCAGCACCGCCUACGCCCUGACAACACCUCCAGCCUCUGUGCCGCUGAGCGACUCCGAAGCCUGCUGCAUGUGCUGCUGUCCACCAGCGUUCUGGAUCGGCAAGGGCCAGUCGUCACACCCGACGACAAACGCGGAUGCAGCGCCUACCAUGAUGGGACCCCUGACGCCGGAAGAUGCGCUCGACGCUGCGCAGCGGGAGGCAGCGUUGCAGCUGGCCAAGAUGGCGUGGUCCUGGGCUGUCAGCGUGGUCGUCUGCCUUGGCAGCCUGGGCUUGCUGUGCGUUGGCGUGUUUGCUCUGAGCAACAACCUGCCUGCGAGUCUGUACUACGCGUUUCACCAGCAGGCGACCACGCCCGUUGCAUCGCCCACGUUCUGGUUUGUGCUGAACCUUGCCGCCAUCUUCGUGGUGCUGGACUUCAGCCUGCUCCAGCGCGCAGUGCACCACAUUGCGCACGUGCGCUACACAGCAUGGCGAACACGGCACAUGUCCCUCCUCGCUCGCCGCCGCAAACAACGUCGUGCCGGUGGUGGUGAUGGUGGUGGUGGCAAUCGUGGUGAUGGUAGUGGUGAUGUUGAUGAUGGUGUUGAUGGUGGUGGUGAUGAUGGCGGUGCUGGGGAUGAAGGGAUGACAGGUCAUCGCCGACACCGCAACGCCACUGAAAAUAGCAGCAGCAGCAACAACCACAACAACAACAAUAGGGCAUGGCCACAAUCGCGUAGCCUUGGAGAGGGUGGUGUCGGCGUCCAUGGCGGUGUUCGUCGUGGUCGCGGUGUGCAAACUGGGAUGGCGUGGGCCGUUGGUGCUCUGGCCGUCACGGGCAUUGCUGUGGACAUCAUCUUGCUUGCUGAUCAGGAGGACACACGCUGGGGAUACGUGGUGUCGCUGGUGCUGCGGCUGCUGUUUCGAAUGGCGAUGGUCGUCAUUAUUCCUUGCGUCAUCGAUACCAUGCCAUGUGAAGCCACGCCGCAGCAGAAACAGCGACAGCUGCUGCUGUCACGCGUGCGCGACGCUGUGUUGGUGCUGGGCCUGUUGUCUGCCCACCUGGCCAUGGUGAUCGAUGCAAUGGCAUUUGCAGUUGUGCUCAUGAUGGGCACGGCGCAGCCAAACCAAGACGGUGUUGGUGGUGGUGAUCGCGAGACGGGCGGCUGGGUGCCUGGUUCGCCCGGAUUUGUGGUCCUCCUCGGCACAUCGGUCCUCCCUCUGGCAAUGCAGUCCUACCUGUGUUUUCGAGCGCUGUACCGGCUGCUGCUGCGGGUGGAGGCGCACAUGCGCAUGUCGCCGUCCCUGCCAUGCAUUCUCGCGUGCGGCUGCUGCCUUGCACCCAUCGCCCCGACACUUGAAGGUGAUGAUGGUGAUGGUGGUGGUGAUGGUGAUGGUGAUGGUGGUGUGAGCGACGAGGUCAUUGGGCUGAGCAUGAUGUGGGGGAUGGCUUUUGGCGCUGUACCGCCACAUGCGCAGGUGAGCAGCAGCCAUCGCCACCACCACCAGCCCCUCCCACUGCAACAACACCAACACCAGCAGCAGAUGUUGAUGCAUGCACAGCCACCGGCAUACGCACCAUAUGGCGAGUGCGGCUAUCAACGAAGCGCCCUUGGUGGUGGUGGUGGUGGUGGUGGUGGUGGUGGAGAUAGCACAUACGACCACCUUCAUCGACCACACCAGCAGCAGCAGCAGCAGCAGCAGCAUUGGCAACAACACACUGGGGAGCAUCGCGUUGGGGCGGAUGGGCUGUUCGUUUGCGACGACACGACAAUGGCAACAACGGGCAACGGUGGGACGACGAUGACAACGGUGCCUGCUGCAAUGGUGAUGAUGGGUGAUAGCUUCCACAACAGGAUGCUGGAUGACACGCGCACAACGCAGCAUGACCGCACACAAGGAGCGCCCAAUGACGUUCUUGGGGCGCACUCCCUGCUGGCCUCAACCCCGCCAGCAACAACAACGGCAACAGCAGCACGACAGAGUGGUGAUGCUGGUGAUAGCAGUAUGCAACAAGAUGCUCGUGGUGGUGGUGGUGGUGUUGGUGUUGGCGACAGUGAUCGACUUCCUGCUGUACCCGUUCGCCGGUCGAAACGACACAAAGACAACAACAACAAUGAUGAUGAUGCUGGUGGCAGUGGCAGUGAUGGUGAUGGUGAUGAUGGUACUGGCAGUGGUGGUGAUGAUGAUGAUGCUGAUCCCGUGUACAUGGUCCCGGUCCGUGGAAAGCGAAGUGGCCGUGAUGGUGAUGGUGAUGGUGGUGGUAAUGGUGUUUGGUGGGCAAAGUUGUCGCAGAGCGCCGACACGUCGCAUGAGCACGAAUACGAGGUGCUGUCACCGCGGGAAGACAAUGGUGACGAUGAUGGCGAUAGCGGUGAUGAAGAGCGCGUGACGCGGUAUGAGACGCACGACUGGUCGUCGCCCUCAUCCCCAACGCGUGGUGCCGCGUUUGCACCGCCGCCACCCGAGAUGGUGGAGCAGGGUGGACACGUGGUACUGUCGAAGAUAGGGCACGAGGAGGACGAGGACAAGGAACACGGUGGUAGUGAUGAUGGUGAUGGCGAUGAAGCAGUGGAGUGA